GAAGUGUCCCUGGACCAAACCAGCUCGGCGGGCACUUCCGGGACAGGCGACGAGGGUUCCGGGAGGGUUCUGGGAGGAGAGGGAGAGGCGGCGGCGGCGGCGGCGGCGGAGGCUGGAGAAUGAAGAAGGAGCAUGUGCUGCACUGUCAGUUCUCCGCGUGGUAUCCACUGUUCCGAAGCCUUACCAUCAAGAGUGUCAUUCUUCCGCUUCCUCAGAAUGUGAAGGAUUAUUUACUAGAUGAUGGAACGCUGGUGGUUUCAGGAAGGGAAGAUCCGCCAGCACGUUCUCAGCCAGACAGUGAUGAUGAAGCAGAAGAAAUACAGUGGUCGGACGACGAGAACACAGCCACGCUUACGGCACCAGAAUUUCCCGAGUUCACCACUAAAGUCCAAGAAGCUAUCAAUUCCCUGGGGGGCAGUGUGUUUCCUAAGCUUAACUGGAGUGCCCCAAGGGAUGCAUACUGGAUAGCGAUGAACAGCUCUCUGAAAUGUAAAACCCUCAGCGACAUCUUUCUGCUCUUCAAGAGUUCCGAUUUCAUCACUCGUGACUUCACCCAACCAUUUAUUCAUUGUACGGAUGAUUCUCCAGACCCGUGUAUGGAAUAUGAGCUCGUUCUUCGAAAAUGGUGUGAAUUAAUUCCUGGGGCUGAGUUCCGAUGUUUCGUCAAGGAAAAUAAGCUUAUUGGUAUUUCUCAGAGGGACUACACACAAUAUUAUGAUCAUAUUUCUAAGCAAAAGGAAGAGAUUUGCAGAUGCAUACAAGACUUCUUCAAGAAACACAUACAGUAUAAAUUCUUAGAUGAAGACUUUGUGUUCGAUAUAUACAGAGACAGUAGGGGGAAGGUGUGGCUGAUUGAUUUUAACCCAUUUGGUGAAGUCACGGAUGCACUGCUGUUUACUUGGGAGGAGCUGUUAUCUGGGAGAAGCGUCAGAGGUGACUUGAGUGAAGGCGAAGCUCCGGAGCAGGAUGCUCCAACCUUCCGCUGCACCAACAGCGAAGUCACAGUGCAGCCGAGUCCCUACCUGAGCUACCGGCUGCCCAAGGACUUCGUGGACCUCUCAACGGGGGAGGACGCCCACAAGCUCAUCGAUUUCCUGAAACUGAAGAGAAAUCAGCAAGAGGAUGACUGAUGAGUGUGCUAGCGUGCAAGGCCGAGUUCCAGAGGAAACCACCGCUGCUGCUUCGGGAGGCCACGCAGAGUCCACAGCCUCCUAUUAACCCGGUUGGGGGUGGGGGGGCGCGGCGGGAAAUCAGUAGCUUUUUAUAUUCAUGUAUAAAGCGGGGGGAGAAGGAGGGACUUUGCUACUUGUACAAAUAACGUAAUAAAGAGAUCUUAAACAUAGGAAGCCAUCCUCUCCCCAUGAUCAGAUACUUU
Phacochoerus africanus (Common warthog) is the source of this 1375-nucleotide messenger RNA. RefSeq names its product cell division cycle 123 (gene CDC123). Gene Ontology annotation, cellular component: cytoplasm. The record is from RefSeq and is a predicted model, not a curated record. Lineage: Eukaryota; Metazoa; Chordata; Mammalia; Artiodactyla; Suidae. Bases 120 to 1130 code for a protein of 336 amino acids. The transcript is spliced from 13 exons.